Molecule: messenger RNA, 1609 nt
Organism: Silurus meridionalis
Lineage: Eukaryota; Metazoa; Chordata; Actinopteri; Siluriformes; Siluridae
Gene: scarb2b
Product: scavenger receptor class B, member 2b
Exons: 9
Coding region: 359-1570 (403 amino acids)
Biological process (GO): protein targeting to lysosome; receptor-mediated endocytosis
Cellular component (GO): lysosome; cytoplasm; membrane
Molecular function (GO): scavenger receptor activity
Source: RefSeq, a predicted model, not a curated record
CAGAGCACGCCUGACUUGCAGACAGCACACUGAAGUCGCACAAACUUCUAAACAAACUUAAACUUAAAGAUUUGAGGUUUACCUCUUGGUCUUGUAUUCUCACUUGGUCCAGGUCCAGGUCCAGAUCCAGAUCUGAGUAAUUUCCCUGUAACUGUUUGAUGAGGAGGAACAGAAACGCAAGUGACUACAAGAACUUCAGCAGACACGUGUUGUUUUAGUCUGAGCAGAGUGAAGAUAUAAGCGUAGUAGAGAAACAAGCUGCUUUUUAAAGCAGUUCCGAGCUUUUGACUUUUAUUUUCUAGUUUCUAGUUCCAAAGUUGUCCAAGAUCUUUUAUUUUUGAGGUUUCUCUUCACUUUGAUGAUGAAGUGCAAGAUCUGUCUUAUCUAUGCAUCCAUAGUACUCGGGGCACUUAUGAUCAUAGCAAGCAUUGGCAUCAUGUUAGGUGGAAAUUUGCAUUCACGAAUAGAACAGAAGCUGAAAGGGGAGAUAACUCUGACUGAGGGCAGUAAAGUGUUUGCGACAUGGAAGGAUCCACCACCUCCUGUGUUCAUGGAGUUUUUCUUCUUUAAUGUCACAAACCCAGAUGGAUUCUUGGCUGGAGAGAAACCAAUCCUUACACAAAUGGGACCAUAUGCUUACAGGGAGUACAGACCCAAGGAGAAUGUCACCUUUGUGGAAAAUGGAUCCAAAGUUUCUGCUCUGACCCGAAAAACCUUUGUGUUCGUCCCUGAAAUGUCAGCUGGUGACCCGGCAGUGGAUCUCGUAACUACUGUUAACAUCCCAGCCAUGGCUGUUAUGAAUAAACUAAAGGAUGUUAGUUUUUGGGUCAGAUCCCCCAUUGCCAUGUUCAUGACGUCAAUUAAAACUGGAGUUUUCAUGACGCAAACCGUGCAUGAUUUGCUGUGGGGCUAUAAGGAUCCCCUGCUCUCUCGUAUGAGUGCCAUCAAACCCGAGGUGGAUGAGAACUUUGGCCUUAUGCUAUACAAAAACGGAAGUGACGAUGGCGAGUUUGUUUACUACACCGGAGAAGAUAACUAUUUGGAUUACGGCCGCAUUCACACCUGGAAGGGUGAAAAGUUGCUGUCUUUGUGGGCCACCAACCAGAGCAACAUGAUUAAUGGUUCAGAUGGUAGUGCUUUCCACCCAUUCCUGACUAAAGAGGAGCGUUUGGAUGUAUUCACUGCAGAUCUGUGCAGGUCAAUUCACAUGUUGUUUGAGAAAGAGGUAGAAGUGAAGGGCAUUCCAGCAUAUCGAUACACUCCUCCUCGGGCUGUGUUAGCUAGCGGAAAGAACAAUCCGGAAAAUGAAGGUUUCUGUCUUGAGAAAGGAAAAUGCCUGGAUGAUGGAGUCUUAAAUGUGGCAGUGUGUCGCAAAGGUGCUCCAGUCGUCGUCUCUUUCCCUCAUUUCUACUUGGCUGAUAAUAAAUAUGUCAAUGCCAUUGAGGGAAUUUCACCAGUGCAUGAACAUCAUCAGACGUUCCUCGAUCUGAACCCUACAACAGGUGUGCCAGUUCGUGCUGCUAAAGAGCCCAGAUCAACAUUAAACUUGAUCGAAUUCCCGGUUCCGUAAGUACACCAUUUAUUGGAUAAUUUUUAUGAUGCUGUGUUA